Gavia stellata (red-throated loon) is the source of this 1031-nucleotide messenger RNA. It is a transcript of the gene TP53INP2, whose product is annotated as tumor protein p53 inducible nuclear protein 2. Gene Ontology annotation, cellular component: autophagosome; nucleus. The coding region runs from base 345 to 1031 and encodes 228 amino acids. The record is from RefSeq and is a predicted model, not a curated record. The transcript is spliced from 4 exons. Gene Ontology annotation, biological process: autophagosome assembly; positive regulation of DNA-templated transcription. NCBI's taxonomy places the organism in Eukaryota, Metazoa, Chordata, Aves, Gaviiformes, Gaviidae.
UCCCGAUUUGUGCGGGGGAGCGGCGGGCGCUCGGCAGAACCGCGCGAUCGGCACCGGCACCGGUACUACCUCAGCGUGUGUCCCCCCCCUCCCCGCCGCUCCCCUUCACGGAGGACGUUACGGGCAAGGCCUUUGCACUGAAGCCAAGUGAAGAACCUCAGAAUUGCACUACACGCCAUUUAACUCAGCUACGAUUUCGCUAGCAGCAAAGCAUCUCCGCCACCACUGAGACCUCGAGUGCUGUUUUUCCCCCUCCCUGCCCAUUGCUCCCAUCUCCACGCCUGGAAGCCGGUGCUCAGCAGUAGCUCUAACUCACCGUCCAUCCCGUUGGACCGCUCCCCACCAUGUUUCAGCGUCUCACCAGCCUCUUCUUCAGCGACAGCAACACGCCAGAAGGCCUGGAGGAGCCCAAACCCUUCGUCGAGGAGGAGGAGGAGGAAGAUGGCUGGCUCAUAAUUGAUCUUGCAGGCAGCCGUGCCCGCCCCGGCGCAGCCCGGCGAGUGGGUGCUGGCGGAACUGGGCGCUCGGCGCGAUCCCGCCCAGCACCCCCCGGUCCGCCGCCGCUGCCGGCCGCUUCCCCGGCUCCGGCUGGUCCCUGCUUGAUGGACGAGAGUUGGUUUGUCACCCCUCCCCCCUGUUUUACUGCAGAGGGGCCCGGCCCCGGCGGCAUGGGGAGCAGCCCCAUGGAGGACCUGCUCAUCGAGCACCCCAGCAUGUCCGUCUACGUCACCAGCACCCUCGAGGUGGAUGGGGAGGGCCCCGAGGACGAUGCUGCCGGGGAGGUGCCGGAGCCCCGGCUGGAGCGGCACGUGCCGCACCACAGCAGGUCCCUCUCGGUGAAGGCCACCAUCUUGGAGAAGGUCGGGCAGGCACGGCGGGUGCAGCGGGCCAAGCAGCUGGCGGAGAAGCACCGGCUCAGCCAGAAUGCACUGCAGCGGCAGAACCGGGCCCUCCAGCGCCCACUGCGCCGGGCCAAGCAGCGUGCCGGGACCUUCGUCCACCAGCCCUGCCAGCGCCACUGCAACUACUGA